AUGGCGGACGACCUCAAGCAAAAAUUAGUGGCAGGGAUGACGUCAUGCCCAAAGUAUAUUCCUACCUGGUAUAAUUACGAUGACGUCGGAUCGAGACUACAGCGGGACAGUUGCGAGACAAACCGGGAUUAUUAUUUCACGAAAAGUCAGAUAUCGUUCCUAAAGCAAAAUGCAAAGGAUAUAAUUCCGGAAGUAUCCGGCGACCUUACCUUGGUGGACCUAGGAAGCGGAGAUUGCUCCAAAACGCGGUUUGUUAUAGACGAGCUCCUGAAAAGACAGAAAACGCUUACAUUUUACCCAGUGGAUAUUUCUGGAGAGUUUCUGUUGAAGUCGACGAAAGAAUUGUCAGAGGAAUAUGACGACUCCCUUGUUGUUCGACCUUUAGCUGCCGAUUACGCGCAAGGAAUAGAUCAACUUAGACAGAUUAGCGGUGCUAAAAUGAUUCUUUGGAUUGGCAGUAUGAUCAGCCUACCAUAUGAUGACCAGAUCAACACACUCAGAAUGAUCUCAACUAUGAUGACAGAUAAAUGUCGACUGGUUUUUGUCGUGGACAUCACACAGGACAGUGAAUCUAUUAUCAAGGCCUACAAUGAUGAUGCAGGUCUUAAAAGAAGAUUCUAUCAAUAUGCUAUUACAAGGAUGAACAAGGAGGAAGGUAGUAAGAUCGAUCUUGACAAGUUCAUGUACAAGCUAGAUUUUGUACGUAACACAAGUCCCGAGUACAUGAGCUACGUCAGGUCUUACAUGGAGGCUAGAGAGGACAUCCGUUACACUAUACCUGGUCUAGGUACCGACUUGGUGAUGGAAAAGGGAGAACAACUAUAUUUCCACGAAGGUGCUGGACUUAGCUGUAAAUAUACCCUGGGACAAUUACAAACCAUUGUGCAGAAAGCUGGACUCCGCUUGGUGGAUACUCGAGUGGACGAAAGGAAACACGCUGCUUUCUGUCAGUGUGUGACUACGUAA
This is a messenger RNA of Pecten maximus, 966 nucleotides long. RefSeq names its product histidine N-alpha-methyltransferase-like. The transcript has 7 exons. The record is from RefSeq and is a predicted model, not a curated record. Gene Ontology annotation, molecular function: methyltransferase activity. The coding region runs from base 1 to 966 and encodes 321 amino acids. NCBI's taxonomy places the organism in Eukaryota, Metazoa, Mollusca, Bivalvia, Pectinida, Pectinidae.